This is a messenger RNA of Lates calcarifer (barramundi perch), 8025 nucleotides long. RefSeq names its product centrosomal protein 170Aa (gene cep170aa). Gene Ontology annotation, molecular function: protein binding. NCBI's taxonomy places the organism in Eukaryota, Metazoa, Chordata, Actinopteri, Centropomidae. The record is from RefSeq and is a predicted model, not a curated record. Gene Ontology annotation, cellular component: centriole.
UUCUCCUCAUGACGCUGGUCCGCUCACUGCCGCUCUCUUGCAGGGAGUAACGUUAUUGCUGAGCAACGGAGGGGGAGAAGGCCGACGCACAGAGCCAGACUGAACUGCUGCAACGGCAGGGCUGGGCUCCACACACACACUCACGCACCUUCAGCAGCAACGCACACUAGAAAGGAAAAAGGGAUGGCGUAGCUGUGUUGUGCUGUCAGUGGUCUAUCAGCAGUGAGCUACCUGGACCAGAGGUGUGUACCAGAGGCAGCAACAAGGUGCAGAGAUGAGUGUGACCUCAUGGUUCCUGGUGAGUAGCGGGGGCACUCGCCACCGGCUCCCCCGGGAAAUGAUCUUUGUCGGCCGGGAUGACUGCGAGCUUAUGCUACAGUCCCGCAGUGUGGAUAAGCAGCAUGCAGUCAUCAACUACGAGGCUGGGACUGAUGAACACAAGGUCAAGGACCUGGGCAGCCUGAAUGGGACCUUUGUAAAUGAUGUUCGCAUCCAGGAGCAGAUGUACAUCACUCUGAAGUUGGAGGACAAGCUGAGGUUUGGAUAUGAUACCAACCUGUUCACGGUGGUGAGAGGAGAGCUCACUGUUCCUGAGGAAGCUUUAAAGCAUGAAAAGUUCACCAGCGGCCUCCAACUCAGCAAGAAGCCAUCCAAUGGCGAUACUACUACGGCCACAACCACAAGCAAAUCUCCCAUGAAGACCCCAACAAAAACACUGAAGUCCCCCAGUGGUGGUGCCUCAAGGCAAGGGGAGAGCAGAGCAGCAGAUGGGGUCAUGCCCCUCAAAGAGCCAUCAGCUAAACCUGUGGACAGUCACAGAGCAGAGGAGAGGAUAGGAGGGGAUGUCACAGCACUGCCUCGUGGGACCCCUCUGUACGGCCAGCCAUCUUGGUGGGGGGAUGGGGACGCAGAUGAUGAGAACUCCUUCAAACAGGAAACCAAGUCAUCCACCAAAAAACAUGACAGCUCCCUUUCAGUGAAUAGGCUGUGUUGUCAGAGUCCUCCCCCUCCGCUUGUGUAUUGUCACUCAGGCCGAUUGGGUUACGCCAUUGCACCAGCUCCCCCAUUCCUCCCAACACACACACUCGUACACUCAUCGUACAAACAGACCACUCUCUCACUCUACACACUGCAGAGAUCAUUAGUUAACCACUCUUUAAUUCUCCACAGCAAAGAGGCGCGGCGAGGGGAGAAGGCUAAGGAAGACGGCCUUCAUGCACCCACCGCCCACGAUUCCAGUUACUUUGAAAUCCCUACCAAGGAGGGUCACAUGGCUAAUAACGGCAUCCAUGAAAUUCCCACUAAGGACACGGAGGGCAGUACCACUCACGCCACUACAGCUCAAGGUCACGCCUCCUUCACCAUAGAGUUUGACAACACUUCUCCAGGGAAAGUCACAAUUAAAGACCAUGUGUCAAAGUUCACAUCUGACCACCACAGAUCUCGCUCCAAGAAAAGUGGAGCAGGAAGUGGCGGCACUGGAGGGAGGGACUUGAGCACACUUCAAGCGGCUAUGAUGGCAUCGGAGAGCAAGGUGGCUGAUUGGCUGGCCCAGAACGACCCCACUCUGGUGCGCAGCGAGUCAACGGAGGAUGACAGCAAGAGCAUCAAAAGCGACGUGCCGGUCCAUCUCAAAAGACUGAAAGGCAGCAAGCAUGAGGAUGGCACCCAGAGUGACUCUGAGAAUGGACUGGGCCUGCGUUUUGCCAAUCGCCGCCAUGCCCUUGAGGAGCGUCUAAAAGCAGCACACGGCCACGUGGGAGGAGGAGCGGGAGGAGCGGGAGGAGCAGGAGGUGGGAGCAUAACAGUCAGCGGGACCCGAGCGACCGGCACCCGAACUGCCUUCAUGAUUGAGUUCUACGACGAGGAAAACCCUCGCAAGCGCCGGUCAUAUUCAUUUUCCCAGACUGCACCCCUGCUGGGAGGAGGAGCUGGUGGGGAGGGACUGUGUCCUCAGCCUCCAUCUCACCCCAAGGUGUUCAGCAUUUCCACCUCUGCUACUACAGCCUCAGAUUCAGGUAAAGUCCCAGCUCCAAUACCGGCUACAGUAGCUGUAGGUGCCCCUACGGCUGCCCGCGUGCUGCUCAAGCAGCGGUCCGAGGACCCGAGUAUCAGUCGGAGCUCAGCCAGCACCGGGCUGGCGACAGGUAGCCCCACCAGCCCCAGCGAGGACGCCUCGGUCGUGGGGAGAGGAGCGGGUACAGCUAGAGGAGAGGCAGAGGAUGACCACAGUGACAAGGGGACCUACACUAUAGAACUGGAGAACAGGAACCCAGAGGAAGAGGAGGCCAGGCGCAUGAUAGACAAGGUGUUUGGUGUUCAGCAGAACCAAGACUCCUCUGUUCUGUCAGACCUGAAAGGAGAAGGAAAAGGAAAGGAGACCGGAGAGACAGAGAAAGAGGCUCUUCCUGGUGACUCAAGCUGGGUCUCACAGUGGGCCAGUCUAGCUGCAAAUCACACCAGGACAGACCCAGAGGGAUCUGGAGCAGAGACAGCCGCCUUCCUGCACAAAGAGAGAGGAGCUGAUGCCUUUGAGUCUGGUGCAAUACUCAGCAGAGAUGAAUCCUCCUCCAGUUUGACCGACCGUAAGCGCAGGACCCUCCCCCAACUCCCCCUUGAUGACCCCCGGGCUAAAUCCAGCACCAAAGCUCUGAGGUCUGAAAUUGGGGAGAAGCAGGACACUGAACCCCAGGAAAAAGAGAACAAGGGAGACGGGGAGUCCCCAACUCCCAUGGAGGACAGUGACAUGACCAGUAAACGGAAACAAAGCUCCACUUCCUCUCCAUCCAAGGCUCCCUUCGGACCUCCUGGCAGCACUGAGCGGAGGAAGAGGUCAGAGGAGAGGAAAGGAGGAGGAACAGGAGCAGGAGCAGGAGAAGGAGGAGAGAAGUCUGGAAAGCCUCUAGUGCGCCAGGGGAGCUUCACUAUUGAGAAGCCCAGCGCUAAUGUCCCCGCAGAGCUCAUCCCACGCAUCAACAGAGGCGGCAAUGGGCGCGAGCGCAGCGACUCUGUUGGCAGCAUGGACACAGCCACGCUCUUGAAAGACACUGAAGCUGUCAUGGCAUUCCUGGAGGCCAAACUAAGAGAUGAAAACAAACUAGACCAGAAAAGUAGCAAGACUGGCACCACCGCUCAGGGUUCAGGUUCUGGCUUCCCCCUUCGGACUGACUCCAUCUCUCCUGAGUCAGAUGUAGACACGGCCAGCACAGCUAGUCACGUGGCUGGAGAGCCAGACAGGAAAGCUGCAACUGGAGGCAUACAAAAACGGCGUUCCCUCAGCAGCAUGCACCGGGAGAAGAGCAACAUGAGCACAGCUUCCAAGACCAGCGUCACUAACGCAAGUGCCCGUGAGCGCUUGGAGAGGAAGACUAAAACAAGAACUGUGGAGGCAACAAGCCGGACUGAUGCACGCCGCUCUGCUCAGCCGUCCUCUGCCUCCUCCAGAGCUCGUCAGCCUUCACUGGAUCUAACUGAUGAUGACCAGACUUCUUCCUUCCCCAUCUCUGAUAUCCUUUCCUCAGACCAAGAGACCUACUCUGGACCGAUGGGGCACUCCACACAUGGACGCGGAUUAGACGAUGCCCUCCAUUCCAAACUCGACAGCCGGUCUGCGAAGACCUCCACCAGUGGUUCCUCUAAAACCAGCCGCACUCUCCAGGCGGCCACGACCUCCUCCCUGAACAAGCAGGCCUCACUGCCUCAGCCACGGCCCACGAGAGCCUCCCUCCUUCGCCGCGCCCGGCUCGGGGAUACGUCAGACACGGACCUAGCGGAUGCAGAUAGGGUGUCUGUGGCUUCUGAGGUGUCCACCACCAGCUCCACCUCUAAGCCGCCAUCUGGUCGUAAGGGAAUGUCAAGACUGGACUUGCUCGCUCAGCCGCGUAGGAACCGUCUGGGCUCCAUCUCGGCCCGCAGUGACUCAGAGUGUACAGUGACCAGGAGUUCCACCUCUUCACCCCGCCUGUCAGCCGAGACCGCUCUGCGUCUAGGCUUGCGCUCAUCAACACCCACAGAGAACAGACUGACACCCAGGAUGAGGGCCAACAGCGUGUCCAAACUGAAUGAGGCCAAGACUAAGACCACUACAUCUGGAUACUGCUCGCCCACAGAGAGCCCUCAGCCCGAACCUGAGGGUGGUGAUGCAGAGGAAGAGCUCAUGGUGUCCAGCAGCAGCAGGUGGAGACGUCUGCCGCCGGAGUACGGCUCCACCUCAGAGGAAGAGUUUGGCUCCAACCGGAAUUCUCCCAAGCACGGGGGGCGCUCCCACGUCCGGCCUCAUCACCUCGUCCCACACCGCAGCUCAAGGCUCAGCGCCACCACGGGUCCAGGCUCUGCCGCGGUGACGGGUCCGGGCGGAGUCGGGAUCAAACAUCGCAUGAAAGAGCAAGAGGAGUACAUCAGGGACUGGACAGCACACAGCGAGGAGAUAGCCAGGUUAUUCCCCUGUGUGCGCAGGAUCAGCCAGGACCUGGCUAAGGACCUAGCCAUCUUGGCCCGAGAGAUCCACGAUGUGGCUGGCGAGAUCGACUCGGUCAGCUCAUCCGGCACGGCGCCCAGCACCACGGUCAGCACCGCCGCCACCACCCCGGGAUCAGCUAUUGACACCCGGGAAGAGUUGGUGGACCGGGUGUUUGACGAGAGCCUAAACUUCAGGAAGAUACCGCCUGUGAUUUCAACCAAUAAGGCACCAGAGAUCAACGGUAAGCCGGUGGAGCUCCGCCCCCGUGCUCCCGACAGCUUGGAGCCGCGAGCUCUGAGGAGACGCACCUGGAACCGAGAGGAGGCGGUGUUGGACAGCCUGCUGCUCAAUUCAGUUUCUCAGCUAUCCACCAAGAUCAGACACUCUGUCGACAAAACUGCAGGAAAAAUCAGGAUUCUGUUUAAGGAUAAAGACAGGAACUGGGAUGAAAUUGAGAGUAAACUGCGAUCGGAAAGUGACGUACCACUCCUGAAAACUUCCAACAAGGAGAUUUCCUCAAUUCUGCUUGAACUGAAGAGAGUUGAGAAGCAGCUUCAAGUGAUCAACGUCAUGGUAGACCCAGAUGGGACUCUGGAUGCCCUGGCCAGCCUUGGCCUGACCAGCCCCACCACGCCUACCAGGCCCCUAACCGCCAAAACAACUUCCCCCUCUGCCACCAGCUCUGGGUCCGCACCCCCAGCCAAAGAAUCGCUGCCGGAGAUCCUUCCUGGGCCUGGAGGAUCAACAGCCUCCGGCAGGGUUCAGGCUUCCUCUGUCAGCACGGAGGAAACCGCACGAGACCCCGGUGUGGGUCUGGGGUUAGCAGGAGUCGGAGGUCUGCCCUUCAACCGCAUGCGGCCGAGCGGAGAGGAGGCCAUUGCACAGAAGUGAACGUGAAGUUUCCCUGAAAUCAAGGUUAUGUGAAUAAACAUGAGUCUGGAUUGGAGUGCAGGUGGCUGGUAAUCAGUAUUAACAACAUUUAAAGUUUUUUUUUGACAGUUGCCAUUGACUAUACCACUUCAAGAUUAUGGAUACAACAUCAAGAUAAUUUCGCAGAGAUGUGGACGGAAAUAAAGUGUUUCAACUUAAAACUCCACUGGCUAAUCUGCAACUGAUGCAUCAUGGAUAAACCCCUUGACUGGAAAUUGACCCAUGAAUGAUCUGGAUAUAUGUCACAUUAUGAGCUUUUCAACCCUAAACUACUCAUGCUUACAAGCCAGCCUGACUUCCUGAUGGACUAAAUGCUACGCAGCUGCUCUCUGUGAACAGAUCUUUGUGGCUGUACAGUCUCACACUCUCCCUCCAGUCUUCUCCUCUUGCCUUCUCCAUGUGUCUGGACCCUACCUACACUAAUGACAUGCCUUAAUACACACCCUCAAUAGUAGCAGUGUAAACCUUCAUCCCCUCGAAUAAUAUAUGAGACAACCUUUAAGACUUUAAUACAGUACUUUCAGACAAACAGAAUGCAUUGUAAAAUAACACUUGCAAAAGAUGUUCUAUUUACACUAUGAUGAAAUACAACACUGCAAUAAUUUACUAUCUCUUAUUCAGUAAAAAGAAUAUUUCAGCAGCCUUAAGUAACCACCCUGACAAACUACACUGUCAUAAACAGACAUGCUUUAUGCCUAAAAUAGUUCACAAAUUAAGCAGAAUUGCAGAAGUUUUAUAUAUUUCAUAACUCUAACUGUCCGUCCAUUGAACCAUCUCUGAAACCGACUCUGUUAAAAAAAAGUUUUUAGUGCCUCCUCAUCUCUGUGCUCACCCAUAUUUCCUUCAUCCAUUUUCUUUUACUCUUACCCUCCCUUCCUCUCUCUCUUUCCCAGUAGUUGGGGAUAAAAAAGUGUUACACACAGUUUGUCACUUCAGUAGCAUGUACAGGACAGAGCUGAGAGCUGUCUACCUGCAAGUUGGUGUCUGUGUUGAUCUUACUAAUACUGAAUGGUAGUUUUAAACAAUAGUCACAGCCUAUGGGAAACCAAUGAUCAUUUUGAGUCAAAAAUAAUCAAUUACCAAAGUUAACCAUUUUCUUGAUGUAUGUCAUUUUCAAACAGUAGAGCCAUCUUGAAAUUCAUCUGUUGUGCAAAAGCUGAUAUGGCAGUUCAUACUGUGUGUUAUAGAAGUAACCUUCCUGUGCAGUUCACCUCUUUCUCUGAAUGUCAAGACCCCUCACAAAGUCUAUUUAUUAUAUUGAAACACUAAGUUUAAUCAUCGCUGCCAUAGCUUUCUUUGGACCAUGUGACAUGGCCUGUUAGAAUCAGCGCUCUUAGCCUUUUGCUGUAAGUACAUCCACUCAAGUGUCCUAUGAUUUCCAAUUGGCUUUUUUCUACUUUUUCCAGUCACAGGGGAUGUGACUUCUUUUUAAACUAGCAACGAUGAGCAAAGAAAAUAACUUUAAACUAAAUAUUUUAUAAUAUUUAGAUACUGGUGUUGUAAUAUAGAUACUAUAGGCCUUUGCUUUUUAAUGCUUUGAGUCACCUCACAACAAUUUUUUUUUUUUUUUUAAAUCUGUCACUUAACAGUUUGAGCUCAUGUUACACACAAAACCUGAACGUGGGAAAAGCUGCUGGAUCUAGUUUUAAAUAAUGUCUUGUCAAAAGAGAACACGGGCAACUUACAAGGAGCCCUUUUGUGAUUCAAAAUGUAUCUUUAAGGAACAUCAGUGAGUGGAAAUGAUCAAGCUCCCCAUCUAUUUUUUUAAUUUUGCUUGUAAUACGGCUUCAUAUCAGUGUUUAUAAAGAGGGUUCAUUGUUCUCUCUCCACCAGCGGGGGAAGUCCCAGCAUCCUGAUACUGUAGGAUUGCAGACAGACAGUAUAAUUAACCUCUUUCUCAUCGAUCUUUGCUGCUUUUCGAGUUACUUUAUGGGGACUAACCAUUUUCUGAAUCUCUCUUCAGCUUAUAGUCUGUGUUCUAGAGUAAGAUUACUUAAAGGCAGUGUAUUAGUACUUAGAUAUUCUCACAAUAGUGAAUUUAGGUACCAGAAUACAUGUUCAUUUCUUUCUCUCUUUACUGUACUGUACAAUGUCUUUCAAUGCCUCAAAGUGCCCAUUUUGACUAUAGAAGGGCAUUGAUUAAAAGAACAAAAAAGAUGUAGUUGUCUGAAAAAUUUCUCUUAUUUUGCACAUCAGAUUGUGGUGUUUUUUUCAUACAGAGGUAGUGAAGAAGCAGUGAAAGGCUGCAUCAAAUGUCAAAACAGUUUGACAAUGAUAUCACUUUGCCUGAUAUCAGAAGUGACUGCCUUGCCUCUCUGGAACUAUUCUGUCUGUACAAAUGAAGCCUCUAAUCGUGUUUUGUUUUUUCCUCCCCCCAUUUUAUCAAAAAAAUAAAAAAUAAACAAAUAGAAAAAAAAAACAAUGAAAUUAGGGGACUGUGAAUGCUAGGUACAUGUUUAUUUUUUAAAUUCUACAUGUGUCAUCUGAUCAGUGUCAUUUUUUUCUUGUCAUUUUUGUAAAGAAAAAAAACACCAUUUUAUUUAUUUUUGUUUUAAUAUUUUGUGGAUGUUUCAUGUAUUUUAUAUUUGUUCAACUAUCUGCAUUGUUUCUUACUGUUAAUAAAACAGAGCCAUUCA